GUCAAGAUGGGGUAGGGUGGAAAUAUCAUGCUCUUGCUUUCUGCCUUUCUAGCGGUUCUAGCCCUAGUUCUGGCUGAAUUCUCAUGGAAAUGUCUUAUAUACUAUUCAGUAUUCUUUGCCGUUAGUUUGUGGCUGGUUCAUUUAUUCCUUGUCAACAAAUGUGAGCUCGAUUUCGAAGUCGUGUUCAAGUUUUUCGAGUGGAUUGGAUAUGGUKCCCCWCGUUUUCUUGAYGGAAGGACCCUUUCUACAUCUGAAAGCAACACUCAAGAACAAUAUAAAAACAAAUURCCAAAGCCUAUAUCKGAUAGCGUUGAGAAAUUGGUCAAUAAUGUYCUUCGGGAUUUUGUAAAGUCGUGGUACGAGGAWGUUGCUGAUGGCGAAGUGUUCGUGUUGGAAAGUCRUACAGURCUCAACAGGCUUGCGUCGGAGGUAUAUCAUAGAAUGAACCAUCUUGAUUCGCAUUAUUUAGUGGAACAAGUUAUCCUAGUUUUUCAUUCACAUUUGGUUCGGUAUAACAAGUCCAUAUCAGYAUUAAAAGAAAAAGAUCCUAACCUCAGACUUCGACUGACAUACGGCGAUCUUCUUCAUAGCACGUACGAAUCKCAAAUUCAACCGAAGCAUAUUGCGCUAACAAGCRCAGUGGAAGAAUUGAAUUAUUUGAGAACUGUGGURGAUACUUUAUUGGCGGCUUUAACGCCUCGGGAYGUUUUUAGUUGUGAUCUAGGAAGAUUUAUUUUAAGAGAGAUUUUAGCUGUACAAGCGGUUGAACUGAUUGAUUUGUUGUGUGACCCAAACUGGGUAAACGAAGCGAUCGUUGAUCUUCUAACCCCUCCAGAAUCCAAGAACAAACAGCUUACACUUCGAAACCUCACUGAAAGUAAUUUAAAAUCAAUUAAUGGACAUUUAGAGACUUCUGGAGUGGAWGACAAUAAUUCAAAUCAAGCUUGUGAAGAAGAAAAUACCAGCAUCAAAGCRRUAAACGAAACGACAACUUCAAAAGAAGAGAUAACAUCGGAAGUGAAACAGGUGUGCGAGASCGAAGGACGGACAAGCGAAAAUUCUGAUAAACUUGAUAAUACAAUUAUUGAUUCGUCAAAAGAUGGCAGCAAUAAUUCACUGCAGAAGAAAGAAAAUUUAAUUCAAUUUGAUAGUACAAAUAAUGCGAAUGUAAACAAGCCKUUUUCAAACUCUUCUACGGAAAUCCYCUCUCAACUCGAGCGGCAAGCAAGUGACCAAGAAAUGAAAUCCAGCCUCGCAUCUUCGUGGGGAUUUUGUCCUUCGGCUCAAGACACUACUUUCCAUACUGAAAGUUUUGAAGCUAUGAAGGCAAAAGCUUUAAAAAGGGAGAGGCAGUUCAAUUCCUCCAAUAAAGUCAAAGAAUUCGGUUCAGAAGUUAAAAAACUUGGAUCUUGUUGUACUAGUUUUGAGGUYAGUGARGAAUUAUACCCAAAGACCAAAGGAGCCUUUGAGAGAGUAAGAUGUAGAAGUUUGUCAAUGCCUGGCGAGCUGCAGAAUGUACAAGACCACGUUGACUAUGGUAGCAUUGCUGAUGUUCCAACAAAGAAAACUGUUACUCGUUCAAUUAGCUUCCCAACAAACAUGUCAUCAGCUCUUGUUUGUGAARAGCARCCAUGUGRACCUAUAGCUAGACCAGUACGUUCUUCUACAUUCAAUGAUCCAUCUAAUAUGUAUGGUUCGCCAUAUCAAAAUCUUAGUUUCUGCAGCAGUGAGGCAUCRUUCAAGUCAUUCAGUGAUGGUGACCUUGACCUUGAAGAGGGYGAGGAAAUGGACGAGGGSGGUGAAAGUGAUACRGGUGAAAUACUGGAAAAUAUAGCACCAUUACCAAUCAUGAAACCUCCAAGAAGGAAGUCAAUCGCAAGACAAGCUGAAGUUGUAGAAGAUGGGUGGUUCGGAUCACCAGAAAARCCCAAUUCCCUUCAUGAAUAUACAAUGCAAGCCAUCAAUGGAAAAAUCUCUGAGAAUGGUUUCSAUCGAAAUAAAAGUGGAUCACAAAGCUCAAAAGACAGCGAUUCUAUAGAUCUGAAGUCACCGUCAGAAACAUCGCCAACCUCUCCAACCAAACUCGACACAGAUCAGUCAUUUGGUGACUCUGUCAUAAUGGCUGGGCGAAAGUUCAUUUCAUCAAUUCGCUCUCCCGUUAGAAAGUUUGGUUUUAGCAGCAGCAGUUCYAAAUCUAGUACAAGYAUGUCAUCAGGAGCGGACUCCAUGGAAGUUAAUGUCCCAUCAAGUAUAGAYGCUGCUUCRUUUGAUUCUGAUUUGCCCCUUCAUAGACCAGUGAAGUUUGAUUCUCCAAACUCAGGUCGUAAACUUUCUCGCAGUCAUGCCGUAUUUGAUAUCUCCUCUGAGAGUGAUACAGAGACCUGGUAUGGGACCCCUACAGGGGGAAUUAAAGAAGAAAUAGUCUAUGGCGGUGUAUCCAAUAUUAAUAUACAAAAUGGUAAURAUCAAGACAUUGUUAGAAUACAUCCAAGUCAGAUGAUUUCUAUACCAAGCUCUGAGACUGCGUUUGAAUCUGAUUGGGAGCCUGGRCGCAAUAAAUUCACUUUGUACAGGAUUGAGUAUGAUAUACGUAUAUGGCCUAGUGUGUAUGCGUCAUUGCUAGAACUGGACAAACAAAAUCAACAAGAGGGCAAUGACGACAAUUCUAAAGAACAACAGAAAAGGUCUUUUCAUCAUAGACGGGCAAUCAAAAGAAGAUAUCGUGAAUUCAUGGAGCUUCAUAGUAGAUUGAGUAGUGGACCACUUGCACUGUUUAUGAAAGAUAUCCUGAAACCAAAYAGAAAGUACAAUUUGCCAUUUGGCCGCCUGGAUAAAGAUGUGGUUGAAGGAAGGCGUAGUUUGCUACAGUACUAUCUUGUGAGCUUGGUAUCCAAACCAGAGCUUCGUGAUAGCCAUGAAUUACAGCAGUUCUUAGGAGUGAUUGGUGGAGGUUCAUUCAUUAAACCAAGUGUAGCACAAAUYAUGAGUCAGUCUGUACAUGUACCAAGAGUCGAUAAGAUGCUGAGCCGACAAAUGACAAAAGUGAUUGACAGCAUCAAAACAGCAUUUGAUUCAGAUGAACAAGAGGGAUUGGACUCUGGAAAAGUAUCUCCAGUGUUAGAUAUUGGUUGUCCAUGGUCAGUGGAAUGUCACGGCGAUGGUGGCGAAUCAGAUACACUUGAUGAAAAUCAAGUUUACCAUGGGGACUACUUUUCUGCUUUCCUAGAAAACCUUGAGCUUUCAAAGCCAUCUUGUUACUAUGACAACAGUGACACUGAAAGCAGCUUUAGCGACAGUAGUAGCGACAGUGAUGCAAUACCUCACAUUAUUGACCCAGCAAUGGCCAAUGACAGAACAGAUAUUCCUAACCAACCAUCAACAAUGUCUUCUUUCUCUGAAGAUGACAUGCUCAAUGGUGUGCUAGGUUCCAAGCCACCAGGACUGUGCAUCAAUCCCUCGUACAGUUACAGUGCAACCAAUGUCAGCUCAAUCGAUGGAGAUGCAGUGGACUUUGGUAAUCUCUUUACUAAAAAAGAUACGAAGGCUUCAUCGUCAACUGAYAGGUCACUUGGUUCUGAUGAAUCUGCUGAAAAUAUCCCAAAGUCAUCUAGUCACAGGGGAUUUUCCAAGAAACAUGUUGAAAAGAUYAAGACAGCAGCAAAGAAAGCAAAGGAGAAGAAGGCUGAAUCACUAGAUAGUCUUAAUAAUGCUAAAGAGAAGGUUAAGAAGAAGAUACCAAGUGCAGAAUCUUUAGAAAACCUCACCCAUGCCAAGGAAAAGGUCAAGGCUUUUAAAAAGAACGUGGAAUCAAUGGAAAAUUUGAAUCARGCCAAAGAAAAAGUGAAGUCUUUUAAGAGGAAGAUCCCAGAUGUAGAAUCAAUGGAGAACUUGAGCCAAGCUAAGGARAAAGUAAAGGCAUUCAARAGAAAAAUUCCUGAUGCAGAAUCACUGGAAAAUAUAACACAUGCAAAGGAAAAAGUUAAAGCUUUCAAGAAAAAUGUUGGAUCCAUGGAUAACUUAAGUCAUGCCAAAGAAAAGGUAAAGGCGUUUAAGAAGAAAAUCCCUGAUGCAGAGUCAAUGGAAAACCUCACWCAUGCCAAAGAAAAAGURAAAGCCUUCAAAAAGAARAUYCCRCAUCCAGAUUCAAGYGAGAGCAUCGCYCAUGCUAAAGAUAAAGUCAAAGAAUUGAAGAAAAAAAUCCCAAACCCUCAAAAGUUGAUCAAAAAGGACCACGAAACUGUAGAUUUGAGUCAGAAUGAGACUAGCGAUUCUUCUCAUGCGCCUUCACAGAUCAAGAACAAGCCAGAGAAACCUUCAUUGUUGUCCAUAUGUGAUGAGCCUAGUGAACCAGUUUGUGACGUAGCUGAGGAUAUUUUCCCUGACGACCCGCAAUCUCCUCUUGCCCAUGCCAUCAUGAAUCUAACAUGUGAGGUUCUUAAAGGACAAGAUUCCUGGGCUGGAUUGGACCGAGUGCAAGARGGCUUCAAGGGAACMUUUGGAGCUUUGUUUGAAUGACAUCUUUCAAUUACUUGUUGGGUCUAAGGUCUACCAUGAAUGUGCAGCUAAUGCAGUAGAGUCUCUACAAAACCCAGCAAUCAACAGGAUUUUAAUAUAUAUUCUUUUGGAGCUGUUUCUAUCAGAACUUGUUCCUGAAUUACAACGAAGCAUAUACACAGACGUUAAUGAGGACUCAGAUUAGAAAACCAUCAACAAAAGUGAACACAUUCUUAAAAUAUUUAAAGAAUAUUAUUAUAGUGACCGUCACAAUAAGAUGCGCUGGUUGGUUCAACAUGGCUGGUGAGCUGCACCUGGUUCAUACGUCGAGCUAGUGUCCUGUCGAACCAAGUAGUUUGAAUUUAUCAUGUGAACAGCUCAAAGUAUGAAUCAAAUAAGAUUGGUACGGGCUUAAAAAAAAAGAGUUUGGUGCGACUGUAACACAGAAGUGAUAGUCUUGCUGCAUGGCAAAGGUUGAUGUUGAUUCAAACGUCUAGCUAUCGCUGUGCCAAACUUAAUGCACAAAUAUAUUUUUUCGGCAAUGUUGUUGGAUUUUUUCUUAUGUUUUGACUGCAUUUGGUCCAAUAUGUUAACAUAUGAAUCAACGUUGUACAAAWAUGUAUAAAUUUGGGUCUACACUAAUUGACUAUUUGGUUUGGCGUGACCAUAGCUCAACCUAUGAACUGGGCAUUGGCAACAUCACCACUUUUGAUCUUUCUAGCGAUCUUAGGGARCUUUUCGUAAACUUGGUCUUGGUUUGUAGUGAACUUCUCCUCCAAACUGAAGAAAAAUCGAAAUCCCAACCAUUUCUUUGAAAUUUAAAGUCAGGAUGCAACGAUUUUUUUUGUAGUAACCACUUAUAUAACAAAAUAAUAUAAUGUUAUCCAUGAAUUAGACAUAUUUAGGCUGCAUCAAUCCUGUUUGCAAUCCAGAUCUUUUUAGUUUUUAAACGGAGUUACUUUUAUAAUUAUCAGUAGGAAUGCAAAUUAUGGCGAACAAAGCUGUUAAUUUUGCAAUACAAUUUGUCAUAUAUAAUGAAGACAAGCAAAUCGGGACAUAGAAAUAACUGGGAAAUGGGAUGGGAAAAUUAUUGGGAAUAAUAUAUACUAUUAGGUUAACAAUUGUGAUUCCAGCAUACUAUAGAUAAAAUAUGAAGAUGAUGGAUAUAAUUAUUUAUUAUUGAUGGCCAAAUAUAUUAGAYGUGAUGAAUAAAGCCAUUGAUAUCUUUUGG
Exaiptasia diaphana is the source of this 5725-nucleotide messenger RNA. RefSeq lists its product as uncharacterized. The record is from RefSeq and is a predicted model, not a curated record. Gene Ontology annotation, molecular function: phosphatidylinositol binding. Gene Ontology annotation, cellular component: intracellular membrane-bounded organelle. NCBI's taxonomy places the organism in Eukaryota, Metazoa, Cnidaria, Anthozoa, Actiniaria, Aiptasiidae.